CUCUCUUCCCCCAUCCCCGCUUGUGGCUCUCGGCGGCGUCCUGGUGGCACAGGACGACCGCGACGGAGCUGCGGGGGGUGAGGGGGGGGGUAUUGUUCAGGGGCACAUGAGCCCGGGGCAGCGGGUAACGACUCCCGCUGUCCCUGGGACAAUACAGGACGGCACGCUUCCCUCUGCCACCUGGGGGUCUAGCGCACCCCAGGUGAUUGGUGGUGACGUGGGGCCCCUUGGAGCUGGGGUGGCAGGGGCGGGGGACGUGGCAGCGGCUGCCGCCACGCCCGCCCCGGCGGCAACUGCAUGGCAGGUUUUCCCCCCGGCCUCAGGGGGCUAUUCGGGCGCCCCCUGGGCGUCAGCUGCCCCGCCGCCAUGGGCGGCGCCAUCGCUCACAGGGUGUCAGACUCCCUCCCACGCCCCCCACGGCCCUUUGCAAUACGGGUCCGCGCAAGCGUCCGUCUCAGCGGCUUAUUUUACGCACGGCGGGGCGCUUGCGGUAACGGCGCAGCAAGGCUUCGCGGGGAGCCAGUCCUUCCCCGGGGGGUUUGCGUGGCCUCCGGCUCCAGCAUUCCCCUUAGCCGCCAGUAUGCCUUCCGUGGGUUUCAUGACGGCGUCCGGCACACAGUUUUCCCCGCGUGGGGCCAGCGCGGGCGCCGGCGUGCAGUCCACGUGGUCGGUCGGUGGACCCCGAGUCGCGGUGCCCUUUCCGGCCUUUGCGGGCCUGCAACCAGGACAGGCACCGGACGGUGGGUAUCAGGGGACACAAGGUUGGCCCCCUCUCCCGGCGCCCCCUCAGUUCCUUCCGGCAUCAUACGGAUGGGCGGGAGCAGGCGUCUGCCCGCCGCAUGCGGCUUGGCGGCCGUCUUACCCCGCGAGUUUUGGGGCAGCAAGCGGGUCGGCCUUUACACAGUCGAUCGGGUACACCUCGGCGGGGGCCCCCUCCCUGCAGCUGCCGGUCGGCCAUCCGCCGUGGAGCGGAGGGGCGGUCCCUCCGCCGCCGCAAUUGCGGGCAAGUGUUAAUGAUGUUCUGGUUCCCCCUGUGCCUGUUGUCCCCUCUUUUUCUCCCUCACAGGUCCCGCCUAGUUCGGGGGCUACACCCGGCGUGAGGCGAAGAUCACGGACAAGCGGGACGGCGAACGUGGAGGGACGGCCAUCAGCGGAGGCGGGUGCAGCGGACGACGAGGUUCCGGGUCCUUCGAACUCCGUGGUGUCAGUACAAAAGCCGGCUGCGUUGUCUCAUGUCUGUAACUCCUCAGGACAAGUAACAUCUCAUUACCUGCUGCGUGAUGGCCACUUCCUCCUUCACAAGGGCUCCGUGUGAGGGGAACAAGAGUCUUGGAGACAUUCUGUAUGAGGCUCUGGCAAAUCUGACACAGGAUUACUUCAAACGGUUUAAGGACAAGUUGUCUGACUCUGAUUUCUCCUAUGGAGGGCAAGGCCCCAUCCCAUGUGGGCACAUCGAAACUGCUGAUUAUGUUACCAUGAAAAAAAUUCUCAUCGAUGUUCAUGGAGAGAAACUGGCGCUGGAUGUGACCAUAAAGGUUCUCCAACAGAUUGGCCUUAUGGGAAAGGUACAGGAUCUCCAGAAGAAAGUGACACAUGUUAUAUCAGUGAGGACAUCUACAAAGGAAACAUUGGAAGCCGGUUACCAUGGUCCCCAGAGACGGACGAGUAACGUCAAAUCCGGUGUGACGGGAGGAGCGCGGUCCGGAAGUGCUCGCUGCAGGAAGGCGGCCGGAGGGACCAGGGACCUGCUGACGCAAACGAGGAGGGGAUUCCAGAGCUGCACAUUUCCUCUAGUAGAAGGAGAAAAAGAAGAAGACAAAGAAGAAGAUGAAGAAGAUGAAGAAGAAGACGACGAAGAAGACGACGAAGAAGACGACGAAUAUGUUGAAGAAAGCCAAGAAGAAGUAGAAGAAGAAGGCAAAUCUAAGGAUGGGAUGUUAAAACAGUGUCAGAAGAAGUAUCAACAAUUCCGGAGCUGCACAUUUCCUCCAGUAGAAGUAGAAGGCGAUGAAGAUGAAGACGAAGAAGAAGAUGAAUAUGAAGAUGAAUGUGAAAAUGACGAUGCUGAAUCCAGUUUACCUGGAAUGUAUAAAAUGUUACAGAUGAUGGAUCUACAAUUCCAGAGCUGCACAUUUCCUCUAGUAGAAGGAGAAAAAGAAGAAGACAAAGAAGAAGAUGAAGAAGAAGACGACGAAGAAGACGACGAAGAAAACGACGAAUAUGUUGAAGAAAGCCAAGAAGAAGUAGAAGAAGAAGGCGAAUCUAAGGAUGGGAUGUUAAAACAGUAUCAGAAGAAGUAUCAACAAUUCCGGAGCUGCACAUUUCCUCCAGUAGAAGGAGAAAAAGAAGAAAAAGAAAAUGAAGAAGAAGAUGAAGUAGAAGGCGAUGAAGAUGAAGACGAAGAAGAAGAUGAAUGUGAAAAUGACGAUGCUGAAUCCAGUUUACCUGGAAUGUAUAAAAAGUUACAGAUGAUGGAUCUACAGAUCAGUUUUAGUGUGAAGAAGAAGACGAAGUAGAAGACAAUGAAGAAGAAGACGAAGAAGAUGACAAAAAGGCGAAGAAGAAGAUGAAGAAGAAUAUGAGAAAGAUAACAUUAAGCUAGAAUAGUUUUCAUCCAUUCUGUAAAACAGUAACCUAAUGUUUGAAUAUAAAGAGAUGCUUUUGCUUUAAGGUUAUAGGUAAUACUGACAUUUUUAUUCAGAAAUAAGUUUUUAUGAGAACCAAGGAGAAUCACUUAUCUCCUGGAACAGUGAUGUUUUGAAGAAGAGUAAUUGUUUGGGGAACAGAAAAUUAUUUGGGAUUUUAAUGUCUCAUAAUUUCUAUGUGUGAGAAAUGACACUUAUGCUCAUGUUUUUGUGACGUGUAACAAAUUCUUGUAGAUGCCAAUAAGAAUCGCCAGGCAAUAAACUGAGUCUCAUCUUGCCGACAUAA
This is a messenger RNA of Pseudophryne corroboree (corroboree frog), 2931 nucleotides long. Its product is annotated as nucleolin-like. The transcript has 11 exons. Bases 1281 to 2516 code for a protein of 411 amino acids. The record is from RefSeq and is a predicted model, not a curated record. NCBI's taxonomy places the organism in Eukaryota, Metazoa, Chordata, Amphibia, Anura, Myobatrachidae.